AUGGAAUUUACAGGGGAGACCGUGGAUGGGGUUCUUGGCAAGACCGGGGGCUCUUACUACAAUACCCUCCGCUUUCCUAGGAAUACCUUCUCGCUGAUUGACAGCCUUAUGAUUAAGUUCAAUAAUGUUGUGGUUCAAAAUAUUACCGAUUAUAAUGUCGUUCAAAACAUACUAUUCGAUAUCGUCUCGAACAACCAGGACGCAGACGGUCGUAUGAAUUGCUCUAUGUUGAACAACGACCCAAGCGUAAAAGUAGCCGGCGAUUAUCGAUACAUUGGCUGUGGGCCAAUCAGCACUACCCUCGUCGAUGGCACCACUGCUCUGGACGCAUCGGACGAUAUCUGUAAGGACAGGGCCAACUACUAUAUUAAGAACUGGCUGGGCAUCCUCCAGCAGGGCAACGUGAAUAUUAUCGACACAAGUCUGGUCGGGACUAUCCAGAUUACCAUUGGAUUUGCCUCAGCGGCUGUGUUGGCUAAGAGCUACCCCAACGCUACAGAUGAAACCACAUACCCAAGCCCUGACUACACCCUGAGCGACAUCAAGUUCAAUAUGACUAAAAUCAAUAUGCCGUCGUGGUGGUAUGAGGGCAUGAGAACUCAGCUAAUGAACGGGACAACCUAUUCAUUGUAUUUCCCGCAUUACAAUGUCUUCACGGGCCAGUCGAACCCGAGCAAGAGUCAGACCACUAGAUUUACCAUCGCUUCAGACAGUCUGGAUUACGUUCUCGGAACUUUUAUCCCAAGUGACUACACCGACACUACCAAACUCAAGACCUUCGGCGAUUCGACUAAUAAUAAAGACAAAACCAUCGAUGCUGUCAUAUCGGGAGGCAAAGGUUCUUCUCAGAAUCAGAGCCGAUAUUUCCGGCGAAACGGUGACAAUUUGCUGAGCUCUCAAUGGACGCUUGGCAGUGAGAAGUUGCCCCAGGUCCCGAAUACCCUCACGGGCUGUGUCCAGUCUGUGGUGGAGGCGUUCAACCUCCACCAAUCAGCAGACGGCGGAUUUUAUAAGGGCUGUACUGACAUUGAGAUGUUUUCAACAUUUUUCUUUGCCGAUAUUUUGAGUCUCCAACACGUCGGAGAUACGAGCGGAAUUAUGCUGGUUUCGGGCCUAGACACAAGGCAGCUCCCAAUAAUCGUCGAAUGGUCCACAAGAGAUGUUGGAACAACUACUUAUUCGACUUCAAGUCAAUAUUGGACACCAUUCAUCAUCGCCGCAGAGACCCGCAAAUGCGAUAUCAGUGCCGGAAACAGUGUGAGCAUCAAUUAA
Molecule: messenger RNA, 1272 nt
Organism: Guillardia theta CCMP2712
Lineage: Eukaryota; Cryptophyceae; Pyrenomonadales; Geminigeraceae
Exons: 1
Coding region: 1-1272 (423 amino acids)
Source: RefSeq, a predicted model, not a curated record